This is a messenger RNA of Gossypium arboreum, 1059 nucleotides long. RefSeq lists its product as uncharacterized. The coding region runs from base 1 to 1059 and encodes 352 amino acids. Lineage: Eukaryota; Viridiplantae; Streptophyta; Magnoliopsida; Malvales; Malvaceae. The transcript has 6 exons. The record is from RefSeq and is a predicted model, not a curated record.
AUGUCUUACGGAUUUUUUUUCCGUAAGACAUUUUCCAAACUCUCACUUUCCCUUGCGCCGUUCAUCUUCCUUCUUCUUCAUCUAUCCAGGUGCUUUCUCUUUCGCAUACAACCGGUAUCAUCCUUGCGUCGUUCUUCAUCUUCUCAUCCAGGAUCUAGAUAUUAUAGAUCAACUGAGACAAUUCACCGUUACUUUAGGGUUGUAUUGAGAGCUGUUUUGAAAUUGUAUAAGCUAGUUGUUAGAUUACCUGAUGAGUCAACUCCUAGUGAAAUCAGAAACAAUCCAAGGUUUUAUCCUUAUUUUAAAGAUUGUAUUGGAGCAUUAGAUGGAACUCAUGUUCGUGCAUCCGUUCCACUUAACAUUCAAGGAAGAUUUCGUAGCCGUAAAGGGGGGACGACACAAAAUGUAUUGGCUGCCAUUACAUUUGAUUUGAAAUUUUCCUAUGUUCUAGCUGGUUGGGAAGGUAGUGCACAUGAUUCUCGUAUUUUAAGUGAUGCACUUUCACGCCCAAGAGGAUUAAAAAUUCCGGAAGGUAAAUAUUAUCUUGUUGAUGCUGGAUAUGGCAUCCGUAAUGGAUAUAUUACCCCAUAUCGUGGUGUUCGAUAUCAUUUAAAAGUGUUUAGUGCUCAGGGGCCUGAAAAUAAAAAGGAACUCUUUAAUCUUCGUCAUUCAUCAUUGCGAAUCACUAUUGAACGUGUUUUUGGGAUUUUGAAGAAACGGUUUCGUGUAUUAGAUGCUGAACCAUUUUGGAAUUUUCAAACUCAAGGUGAAAGUGGUUUUGGAUGGGAUGAUAACAUGAAAAUGAUCACAUGUGAUAGAGCGACAUAUGAUGCAGCAGUAAUGAUCUGCGAGAAUGAAGCGACUGAAGAGGUAAGAACAAAUGUAUCUUCAUCUGGCACAUCCAAACGUAAAAGAAAAAAGGCUAAAGAAAGUGUGGAAGAUGAACAAAUUAAACUUGUGAGUGAACAACUUGGCGAAAUUGCUAAUGCUUUGCAACAAUUUACUGCGGAUAAGACACCACAUCUUUACAAAGAAGUGAUGUCAAUGGAGGUAGAAUGA